This is a messenger RNA of Ctenopharyngodon idella (grass carp), 3530 nucleotides long. RefSeq lists its product as uncharacterized. The record is from RefSeq and is a predicted model, not a curated record. The coding region runs from base 597 to 2645 and encodes 682 amino acids. Lineage: Eukaryota; Metazoa; Chordata; Actinopteri; Cypriniformes; Xenocyprididae. Gene Ontology annotation, cellular component: nuclear envelope; membrane; meiotic nuclear membrane microtubule tethering complex. The transcript has 13 exons.
UUUGUAUCAUUAAAAACUAUGUACAGGCCUCUAUUCUGCUUACAGGUCUAUAUGUUUUAUGAAAAGCAUAAGACAUUAAUGAAAUGUUCCUGAGUGACAUGGCAGCUAAUUUCCAAGAUAAUACGACAGCAGAGAGAAAUCUUCAAUAUAUGUAAACAAUUUAUUUAUUUAUUUUUUUUAUAAGUGUAGGCCCACUUUAUUUGUUUAGCAUUUUUUUCUUGUUGUGUAUUUUAAUUUCUAAUAGUUUCUUUUCUCUUUUUCACCUCUUCUAUUCCUACAAAAGUAACAAUAUAUCGUUUUAUUUCCGCAAAUAUCCGUGCUUGAAGUCACGCAGAAGAGUUGUAAAGGUGAGUAGGAGGAGCGGGCGAGCUGCUUGGGGGCGUGGCUUCGUCUCACCUGUGUCAGGUGACAGUUCAAUUUGCUUACAAGUACAACUCCUAAGACUGAUGGCUGUGUUAAGUGACCUGCAACAGAGUUUCUCUUUAUCGCACAACAUAACUUAGCGUUGUUUCUUGUUUGAUGUGUGUUAGUAAAGCAUGACAUUUCAAAGCUGAUCAGAAGAAUUUUCACCCUGAGGAUAAAACUUUUGCUCAUGUAUGAUUCCUGAAACCCCGAGGGAUUCCCUGAAGGAAGAAGCUGGAGUAAGGACAGGUCUGCACGUGGCAUUUGGUGAUGCCAGGUUGUUAGAAGAGAUGUCACUCAAAGCCAGUCACCAUGGAAACACCAGAGUAGGCCCCAGAGGAAGUGAUGAAGACCGAGGAGAGAUGCAAACAUGUAUUGAUAUGAACCACCAAAGUGGUCUCUACCUACAGUCCUCUGAGAUCUGCUUUCCCACGAGAAGCUUUCAGCUACAUGAUGAUUUGAAUGAGAUUUCUAAUGAGUGGUCGUCCAUUGGAGACUUGAGCCAAGAUGAUUCCUUCUCUCUUGAGGGCUGCGUCAAACUGGAGAGAAGGUGGAUGCUGUGGUAUGAAUUCAAGAAGGAACAUUCUUGCUUAGACGACUGGCUUCGAUCAGCUGAGAAAAUAGCAGCGUCCCCGAACUCCAGCCAUGUGCUGUAUGUUACGGCAAAAGAGGAGUUACAAAAGUAUGAGAACCUGCGUGCCGAGGCCAGGAUACGUUUAGCCCAGCUGGACGGCCUGACCCAGAGGAGUCGAAAUCUGGUUGGCCUGUUUAAAGGUACUAUGGGCACACGGCUCGUAGAAAUGACGAAGGACUGCGGACAGCGCUGGGAUCAGCUCAGUAACACGGUGGACACUGUGUGCCGCAGGUUAAAGCAUUUCGUCUGCCAGCGGGAGGAUUUUGAGAGGCAGAGGGAAGAGAUGGCUGUGUGGCUGGCUGAUAUGGACCUCAGGCUGACUGAAGUGGAGCACUUUUCAGGCAAAGACACCUGCUCGAAGAUGCACCAGCUUCAGGGGUUUCAAGAGGCUGUUGGAGAGAGUGCAGGUAGACUGAACGAUUUGCUCCAGCAUGGAGAAGAGCUGAUCCAAAGGAGCGAGCCGGCGGAUGCCCAGGCAAUCGAGAGCCAGCUGCAGGAACUCCUGCUCCACUGUACUCGCGUCUUUCAGGGCCUGGGCCGCCUGCACACACGCCUGCUCAGCAUGAGACUGGUUUUUGAAGAGGACUGGGCUCUGUGUGCCCCUGACUCGGGCUGUCCCUCUGAGAGUAUGCUGGAGGAUGAGUGUUUUGUAGAGCGCACCAUGGCGCCUCAGGCCUGCCUUCCUCAGUCCAGUCAAGAUCACCUGGUUCUGGAGUGGGACCCUUCAGUGGACAUUGGUGGUUCAAUCUCCCGUGAUGACACCGACUCGUCCUCCUUCAGUGCAGCUGCAGGUGUGUCUUGCACAGAUGAACCAGCCAAAUAUCCUCUGAGGAGGAGAGUCUACAUGAGUCCUGUGGACUCGCAUCCAGACAGUGCAUCUGUCAGCGUCAAGCAGCCAGGCGUUGAGAAGAGCUUAGAGCGCACUGCCCCACCCCAGAUGCCAGUGCCAGUCAUCAGAGCUGGCAAGCCUCAGUAUGCCAGACCAUUUAAGACGUCCACACCUGAAACUAGGUCUCCUGAGCCUGUGACCUUUGACCCUGACCGCAUCAGCGCUUGGCUGGGCCAGGCGCAUCAACUUUGUUCUAAAGCCGUCCAGACGGAGCAUGUUUCACAGCCUCGCUCCAGUUUUUCAUCUCUGCUGUCCGGAAAGGAGGAGGAGGGAGUUGAGUGUCAGGAGAACGUGCUCCCCCAGAGACGCCCCCACCUACAGCAAACUUGGCACACGUGCUGCAACCCCCGCCCGUCUCCGUCAUGUGACCUCCAGCAUCACUAUUACCAACGUCACGAAGACCCACAGAGGCAGCAGGAGAGACUUUCUUUACCCGACUCAUUGGAGGACAACACCUGUACAAAGUCGAGUCGUGACCCGAUUAGACCGAAGGCCUCUACUAGCAGCCUAUGGCACAGAGGCACCUGGCUGUUGGGGCUCCUGAGGUUUUUUGACAUGCGGAAGGCCUCAGCAUCACUACUUGUCAUCUUAUUUGCCCUCCUGCUUGCUGUGGUGAUCUGGCCCUUCAUCUCCAUCUACGAGACCUCAUGUCAUCGGUCCAAUACCCUGACCCGCUCAUUUCACCUGGCCCUACAUUACAAAGGACCCCCUCCCACCUGAGGACACAAGCUGCGAUUAUUACAGUAACAGCAAAGAGUUUAAUAAGCACAUAUGGGAGAGAAAUGGAAUUGUUUUCAGGGUUUCCCUUAAAUGUUGUUGUUUUUUUGUUUUUGUUCCAGAAUAUUCAUGAAAGCAUGUGUCACCUGAAAAUGGAAUGGGUCUCAAAGUUUUGCUGUAUAAAGCAUCGGAUUGGUCGUGGGUUAUACAAGAGUAUCUUUAGGAACUGUCCACAUGCUUUAAAUAUGGUUGGACUCAAGGCCAUCAAAGCCUGUGAGUGCAAACCCAUGUAACAAGUGCACUUAAUUCUGCUCUGACACUCAUUUUCUCACAAUGUCAAAGUGAAUAGUAUAAAAUUGGAAUGAUUUGACAGCUCUGGAAGCAUCACUGUUUAUAACAACCUUGUUUACUUGAAUUUUUUUUUUUUUUUUUUUUUUUUUUUGACUGACAGAUUAAGCAUUUGUGGACCAACCAAUUAUUUAUAGGUUUAUUAGAAGCAAAUUAAAAAAAAUAAUAAUUUAAAAAGCAGAUUAUGACUGAAAGGUGUGUGUGUGUGUGUGCGCGCGCUAACAUUUACUUCAAGAAUUUGUUUAAAGAAUAUUGCUGAAAAUGAACAAUUUUGUACAGAGAGAGAAUAAAACUGAACAUUUCAUACUGAGUCACAAUACUUGAUCAAGAACCACUAUAUUGUAAGUUGUUUAUCACUGUAACAUUUUUAAAAUGAGCAUUCUGCACUGUAUUUAAUAUAUUGCAUCAGUCCAAUGAAGCUUUAAAGCAAAUCCUUGUGCACAUCAAGGAUCGGUUUUGCACUGUUAUCCAUUUUUUUAUGACUUCUAAAAUAAAAGAGAUGAGCAAAAACAAGUGGUUGGCUGUGGAUGGUGACAUUGG